Messenger RNA from Klebsormidium nitens, 3068 nucleotides. NCBI's taxonomy places the organism in Eukaryota, Viridiplantae, Streptophyta, Klebsormidiophyceae, Klebsormidiales, Klebsormidiaceae. The record is from the annotation of a GenBank genome assembly.
GCAAUCGGUCUUGUACACAAGCCUCUCGAGUGGAAAAUCGUAAAUUCUGCAAGGCUCAAUCCAAUUGAGUACCUGAUCGAGACCGGCAUUAGCUGCGAAAGUAGUUUUGGUCGCUCACGAAUCAAUCAUUGGGCUUCAAUGGAGGGGCCAAUGCGCAUUGGUCCUUCUGUUCAUGCCCUUCGGCAUUCAUGGACGUUGGAAUCAAACCCCCCGCUGAGCAUGGCUUCUUUUCAGGCGUCCCACGCUUCAGACCAGCAGCUGUGGCUGCCCGUCUCAUUCCCCAUGCCGCCUGCCGAAAGGCCGACAAGCCUCCCUGCUUCUCUUUUCCAGUUCCCCACCUCCGACUCUAGCAGCUCAGACUUCACAUUCUCGUCAGGGGUCCAGCCCCAGAUUCGUGGACCCGGUGCGCGCUUAGAAAAGAUCAACGAGUUCCAUGAUGAGUCUUCUGAGUACGACACCGACAGCAGCUCAGACGGUCAAGAGUCGCUGUUCUCAGAGUCAUCAGAGGGCACUCUGUCCAUGCCGGUGCGGCCACUGCCGUCGGCAGCCAGCCUAGAGGCCCUGACCAUGCUGGAGGUAGAGCAGAGUGGCACGGCAGACAAGUCACUGUCGGAGACACUGUGGGGGACGUCAAUGAAGUUAGUGGCACAGAUUCUGUACCACCCCCUCAUGCUGUGCACCGCCACCGCCAGUCUCUCCCAGUUGGCGUUCCAGGCGUUCAUUGCGGACCAGAUGUUUGUGCUGCGCCAGCUGACAGCAAUGCUGGAGGAUGGACAGCUCACAGCAGAAAGAGGGGCUCUCAUACAGUUGCAGUCCAAGUUGCAAGGAAUGAUCAUGCUCCAGGCUGAGCCCAGCCGGGGGGCUCAGGCUAUUGCUGCCACCUUUUGCGCCCCAUCUGCCCCGUCCCUCGCGUCAGGUCUGGCAGUUCUCAAGGUCAGGGCUUGGGCCGCAGCGAACCUGAGCAAGGCGUGGGGGGAGCACAAGGACGGCUGUACUUUCCAUACCUACGUGGCCGCCUUUGCUGCAGAGGACGUGCAGAGUGCUGUGGUUGGACUCGAGGCCUACUUGGACACCCACGCCAGCGGCGCAUUGCCCUCCGACAUCGGCGCCAUCAAGGAGGCCUAUGCCGGCGCCCUGUCUCUGGAGUUCGACCUCUUGACCGACACCCAGGCCCUUUACUGUGCUGCCCCUCAGCCCGGCCCGGCCCCCUUCUUUUCUGAGCCCGCCCCCGGCCCCGUUCCUGUCGUGUUUGCAACCGACUUCGACGUCACUUGCACGCUGGAGGACUCCAGCGAAACCCUGAUGCACUUGGCUGCGGCGGCCGCAGGGGCGCAGGCUGAACAGGCGUGUCGGGAGACGGGGGGCAGUGCUGAUGAGUGCGCGGUAGCCUGGGAGGAGGCGGCAAUGGGGGUGCGCAGCCGAUGGGACCACGUCCUGGAGCGCUACAGCAAGAACCUGCAGGCCGUGAUCGAGGACAUUCUCAAUCCCAUGGGGGAAGGAAAAGCCGCCAAACUGCCCCCCGCUGCCAUGGACAUCACCCUUCCAGAGCCCAGCUCCCUCGGCCUUCCUGCACCCAUCGAUGUGCCGGUUCCAUUCGCAGCCCCCAUGAUGCAGAUCGAGUUGCCCUCCCCAUCCACCUCUUCAGAACCGUCAGAGUCCCCGCGAUUCCCCAGCCUACACCAGGCCGCUAGCCAGCCCAACUUGGCUUCUUUCGGAGCCUCGCAGCGAAACCCCAUUGCCCGCAGCCCAUCGGAGCCGUCUGAGCUGGGGCAAAGGCUCAAGGCGCCUUCGCGUGCGUUUGACAUUGACAGCGGGGCGGCAGUCCCUGGCAUGAGCGGCGAGAAGCGGCCGUUCGACCCUGAGGGGCUGCGCGCAGCACUGGAGCGGCUGGGGGCUCUUGAAGGGUCGACCAACACGGAGGUGGAGGCAGCGGGGGUGCUGCGGGGGGUCACAGCAGACAAGGUGUUUGCAGCCGCUGCGCAGGAGGUGAAGGUCCGCCCUCACGUAGGCAGUCUCCUGACGCGUGUCCAGCGCGAGACGGGCCAGCCCAUCCACGCGCUGUCUGCGAACUGGUCUGCUGACCUCAUCAAGGGCGCGCUCUCGUCGUCCAUUGCGGCUGCGGGCGGAGCUGAGCAGGCCCUCCUGGUGCACUCCAACAACCUGGCCUUCGACGCCCACGGUGUUUCCAGUGGGAUGAUGCGCCGCGCAGUCGUCUCGGCCCCUGACAAGCUGCGCGUCCUUGAGGGCCUCGUCGCCGGCACGUUUGCUUCCGACCCGGCCUUUCAAAGCCGAGAAGCGCUGCCGUUUGCGCACUCGGAGGUUGGACACAGUGGGCGCCGGCCUUUCACCAUCUAUUUGGGUGACGGGAUCACGGAUCUGCUGGCUCUACUAGCCGCGGACCUGGGUAUUGUGGUUGGGCACAGCUUCUCGCUCCGCAAGAUUUGCGCGGCGUACGGGGUCACGCUGCGGCCACUCGUGGCGGCGUCGGUCGAGAUGUCGCGGCUGACGGCGCGGGACAGCUGGAGCGGGCGGUGGAACGGGGUGUUGUACGAGACGUCGGGGUGGGAGGAGGUGGAAGCCUGCAUUUUUGGGAGCGUGCGGGAUUGAUCGACAAGGGGUGGUAUUUAACGGAAAAGAUGAUAUAGCGUCGUCUUUUUCGUCUUUUUGUAGCAUAGAGUUCAUGAGCGGGCCUCGAAAUGUAGGUCACACAUAUUGAUAGCUCGCCUGGAAUACGAACGUCGAGAUGAACCAAGAAGUCAACCACCCGCGACUACCUCCUGCGGUGCGCUGAGAGAGGCAGAGUUGAUUUUAAAUCAUUAUUGAGGUUGAUGUUUACUCAAUCGCUCGAGACGUGACGCAGACGUAACGCACGAGCUGAAAGGACCAUCAUCUUCUGAACACGUCUCUUAUAUUAGAAUAAGCAAAGUUUGCCUCUCCUUGAUGUAGUAUAUAAUCGAACCGUCUGGGUGGCAGUUUUGCAUAUAGCUGAGAGUGGCAUACGUUAGUCUAGCUCGGCCGUUUUACUGACUGAAUAAUGGUGGCCCUCGGCGCACAAUAAGGAAGUGCAU